AUGGACUACGACAACAUGGACGUUGAUGAGGUGGGACCUCGAGUAACCGUCCGCGAGGCCGCCACCGACCACGUCGACUUCACCCUUAGCAACGUAGACCUCGCCUUCGCCAACUCCCUCCGCCGAACUAUCCUCGCUGAAGUCCCAACCAUGGCCAUCGAUCUCGUCGAAGUCGAAGUCAACACUUCGGUUCUCCCCGAUGAAUUCAUCGCUCACCGACUUGGUCUUAUCCCUUUAAAUUCCCGCCAAAUAGAAGACGUUCUCUACACCCGAGAUUGCGACUGCGACCAGUACUGCGAAAACUGCUCCGUCACCAUUAUGAUGAAUGCCAAGUGUUCGAAGGACAAUGAGGAUGUUGUGAAGGUCUAUGCAAGAGAUCUUAUUGUUUCUGAACCAAGGCCAAAUGAGUGGGUGGGAAACCCUGUUAUCACCGAUGAGGCUGGACAGGGUUCUGUGAUUUGUAAGUUGAGGAAGGGACAGGAGGUAAUAAUGAAGUGUAUUGCGAAAAAGGGAAUUGCGAAGGAGCAUGCAAAGUGGGCGCCUACGAGUGCAGUGGGAUUCGAGUAUGAUCCGCACAACAAGCUGAAGCAUCUGGAUUAUUGGUAUGAGGAGGAUCCAAUCAAGGAAUGGCCAAAAUCAAAGAACGCUGAAUGGGAAGAAGCGCCUCAAGACGGUGAACCUUUCGACUACAACGCCAGCCCCUCCCAAUUCUUCUUCGAGCUUGAGUCCAUUGGCAACCUGGAACCCGACGCGGUCGUACAACAAGGCAUCAAAGUCAUGCAACAAAAGCUUGCCGCCGUCUUACAAGAACUUACAGGCGAUGACUCAAGGCCUGGCGAAGCGGACGCGGAAAGGUUUGGAGGACAGAGUCCAGAUGGUAUGCCACAGGGCGGGGAGUAUGGGGUCGAUCAAGGAUAUACGACACCGUAUGUCAAUGGAGGAGCGACGAGUGCAUGGGGCGGAGGGGCAACGCCCUAUGGUGCGACUCCCUACGGGCAAAAUGGAUGGAAUCAAUAA
Molecule: messenger RNA, 1017 nt
Organism: Letharia columbiana
Lineage: Eukaryota; Fungi; Ascomycota; Lecanoromycetes; Lecanorales; Parmeliaceae
Exons: 3
Coding region: 1-1017 (338 amino acids)
Biological process (GO): DNA-templated transcription
Cellular component (GO): RNA polymerase II, core complex
Molecular function (GO): DNA binding; DNA-directed RNA polymerase activity; protein dimerization activity
Source: RefSeq, a predicted model, not a curated record